AUGGGCGUCUUUAAAGACGAAUCGCAGGCGCCCGAUGCUGAUAAUCAACCAACUCCCCACGCGGUCGAGAAUAAAACAGAGUCAGCGACAGAACAUCAGCGAACUGUCGGCGAACACGCUACCGAAAUGCCCCCGGGCGGCAAGCCGCGGCUCAACACGCUGCGGCGCGAGGUCGACUUAAGCUCGCUUUUGAACUCCGGCGAAAAGACCGAGUUGACGGCGCUCGUUGGCAGGGUGACCGAGUCUAUGCUCAAGGAUCUCACCCAGCUGUUCGAUCCCGUUCGUCCCGACGGCAAGGCGGAGGCAACGCGCACCACCUUCUGGAGCAGAUUGCCUAAUUACCUCAAGGAUCUGAGCCUGGGCGACCCUUCGAAUGGCGCCCAGGCCCGUGCCAACCACGUGGAGAACGUCAAGCCCUCUAGCUCCAAGAAGACGGGUAAGGCCCAAGACAAGCGCGGCGACGCCCACAGUGCUGCUGGCGCCCCGAACCGAGAAGAGAAUGACGUGGUGCCGCGGCUUCAGGAGCUGAAGAAGGAGGCUCUGCUGCAUUUCAAGAAGUGGCAGGUGGCUGUCAACAAGAGGAUCAACGACAUCUCGAUCAAGAGAAGCCCGGAUUCCCAGCCUGACCCGGCAUCUGCUGGCUCAAAAAAGCGUCCGCCGCUCAAUAAGAGAGGUCCAAAGACUGCAUCCACGCCAGCCAUUAUCAGCCUGGAAGCGGACCCUGUUCUGGUACAGCUCUACCCGCCCGUCCCGACAACGCUCUCAUCUUGGCCCGCCGAGAAGAGGUGUCUCCUGCUUCACGCGUUGCUUCUCCUGCUGUUGUCCAUCGAGAAUUAUGGCGCGUAUACCCGCACUCUGCUCCAGAGGAUGACAUCGGCUCUUCAACUGCCUCUGCGCGUCCUCACCGAAGACGAGCUCAGGGUGUGCGGUGCCUUGGCCCAGAUUGCCAAGGACAUCCCACCCGAGUUUCUGGCACCAAAGAGGACCACUAUUCCGGUGUCGGCCAGCGGCAUGGCCGCAGCACUUGAGGCAGCCCGUAUCGGAUCCGUUCUUGGUAUUGUUGGGAUUCCGGGCACGGCCGCAGCGAGUCUUCUUGGUAUUAUGGGCGAAAAUAGCCUGGCUGCAGGGCAAUUGUUUGGCAUAUAUGGCACCAGGAACCCCGGCAAGAUGAUGGAUCACUACCUCAAGGAUGUCGGUGACUUCGCCUUCCUACCGCUCCGCGGUUCGACGGGCGAGAAUCUCGAGCUUGGGAAGAUCGCCCCCGAAAGCCGCCGUCUGCGAGUCAUCCUAGGCAUCAGUGGAUGGCUGACAAGCAAGGACGAUGCAAUAAGUCCUUGGCAGUGCUUGGGUCACCAGAGCGAGGUGUACGCUGUCCGAUGGGAGCUCGACGCCUUAGGGAAGCUGGGAAGCUCGUUCGAUACGCUUGUGCGGAGCGCGGCAUGGUCCAUGGCAAAGAAGGAAAUCAUGGCUCGGGCCAGUUUAUUCUCCAACUUGAUAGACAGUUACUGGCCGGAGAGCCUGCUCAGGAUGAGCAAGAUCAUCGACAACAAUUGGAAUAACGGCAUGGUUCGCGCCGACAAGCUCGGUGCUGCUCUCGCCGACGUCAUCAUGAGCAAGGCGCAGGGUGAGCGCGGAGUUUCGCUGAUCGGUUAUAGUCUCGGUGCCCGUGCCAUCUACGCCUGUCUGAUGUGUCUCGCCGAGAAGCGAGCGUUUGGACUCGUAGAGAACGCCAUUUUGAUUGGGACGCCGGCACCAUCCGAGCCUCUGGCGUGGUGUGCCAUGAAGAGCGUGGUGCCUGGUAGGCUGAUCAACGUGUAUUCGGAAAACGAUUACAUCCUCGGGUUCCUCUAUCGGACUGGUAGCAUCGAGUUUGGCCUUGCGGGUCUGCAGCGCAUCAUCGGGGUUGAUGGCAUCGAGAAUGUGGAUGUCACUGCUAAGGUCAGUAUCCACCCUCGAUACCAAUACCUCGUGGGCAGCAUCUUGCGACACAUCGGUUGGGAAGACACGGACACGGCACAGAUUGCCAGGGACGAGGCCGAGAUGUCUUUCUAUGACGACCGCAACCGGAAGCACGAGGAGCGACGGGACGCAGUGGAGCUUAGUAAAGUGGCAGCCAACAAGGAAAAUGGGCAGGGGAUUAUCCGGACCAGAAUGCGGAAGAAGAACAAGAAGUGA
Molecule: messenger RNA, 2175 nt
Organism: Thermothelomyces thermophilus ATCC 42464
Lineage: Eukaryota; Fungi; Ascomycota; Sordariomycetes; Sordariales; Chaetomiaceae
Exons: 4
Coding region: 1-2175 (724 amino acids)
Source: RefSeq, a predicted model, not a curated record